UGUUCAAGGCCAGGAGAAAUUUUUUCUUUAGAAUGGUUGAUAUCUGUUGAGUUACUGAGAUAGAAGUCCUAAAUUGAACAAUCUCUCCUAUCCAGGGCGGCAACGCCCAUCACGAGAAUCAUUGCCCAAGUAGAAUGCAACGUUAUUCUAGCACUUCUUCCAAAUGUAGCCUGAAUUAGAUAGACUAACCCUGCAUUUGCUGUUGAAUUUCUGUUUAAAAGCGUGGCUCCUCAGCGGACUUCACAAUGCCGGCACACAACGAACAUUAUAACAACAACUUCAAGAAACUAUUAAGACCCUCUAAUGAGUUCUCCUAACAUCACAACUAUAUAUUGGCUACCUACCGCCGGCUGCCCACAUAUGUCCGCCUAUCCCAAGUUUUGCUGCGAGCAUGUUAACUCCAUCAGGCGAGUAUGUUCACUCCAAACGACCCCAAAGCCAGAGCUUUCCAGGCAAACAACUUUCUCGUUCUCAACGGCAUCUUCAACUUCAAAAUCGAGAUGCCAAAUACAGGGCACAUAGUGCAGACAGCCAAAGAAUAUCUAAAAGAAAAUCCAGGGACGGUAUAGAGCAUCAAGCGUCUAGAGCCCUCCGGUCUUCAGGGUAUUACGGCCGAAGGAAUUGGUCCCCGUGUAACUCCAACACCGCCGUUUUCAAUCGUUCCCGAUGUAGCAUAACUAAACAACACCAAAAUCGCGUCGAAGAAUCUGGACAAGUAUGGCCUCAAACAAAUACCGAGGACACAAACAUACAAACUGACGCCUCGCCCUCAUCCACGUCAGAGCCGGCGUCAUACAGCUCACGUGAGCAAUACCACACAGCUGCCUCAACCUCACUGUCAGAUGUCAAUACCAAUGAACAACUCCUAGAUUGCGUCCUAGAUGCCAAUAUCGUCGAUACCGCCUACCUCACCCCUGGAGCACCCUCAAGCGAACGAACACAACAAGAUCUCGGAAGCGAUGACACCCCAGGGGUACCCGAAGACGGCGAGCAGGCGGCGGCAGCAUCGCAAAAGCACCCCGACACCGAAUACCACGCCAACCUUUUCGCCGCUCCCGAAGAUUCCCGAUACCUCUUCGAGGAAUAUUAUAAACAGACUUACGGGGAGAUCGGAAAAGAGACGGAGAGCCGCACUGAUGCCUACUGGAAAUGGGAUCAGAAGAGGCAUCAAUGGUUCCAUGAAGAUCCGGAUACGCACUCCGUAGUGUGGUUCUUGGGGUGAUGUGUCUUGCACCUGCUCUCAUGACUUGAAUAGUACAUCGCUAAGGGCUCGGAUAAUGUCGUCUCAACCUUGUAAAUGGUAACCUCUUCUCUGCAGAUAAACUUUAUAGGCUCUGAAUAUAUGUGUGCACAUUCUGUUCUUCUAUUACACAUCCGACUACUCCUGAGGUUAAGACUAGUCGUUUCACAUCCCAUCAUACCAAUCUUCAUGAGUCCCGGCCUUGUGACCCUAGUUAGUGAGUGACGACCAUACGAAUUCCUAUUAUCUUGUACUAGACGAUGCUGAACCUGCGGGGCCAAGGCCCCCUUUCACAACACCAAAUAAGCUACUCCCUCCCCAGAAUAUUCAUGUUAUCACCGUUCGACAAUUAUGAAGCUUAAAUCCUGCUGAAGUAGAGGAAACUCGUAGAUUGAUUCGGCAUUUUCACGUAGAGAGCUACAUAGAUAAUAGAAAGUAAUUCAAUUCUUCCCUCUA
Molecule: messenger RNA, 1696 nt
Organism: Xylaria bambusicola
Lineage: Eukaryota; Fungi; Ascomycota; Sordariomycetes; Xylariales; Xylariaceae
Exons: 3
Coding region: 392-1222 (276 amino acids)
Source: RefSeq, a predicted model, not a curated record